AUGUCACUAUCGCCGGGGUACACACCACCACCACCUGGACACUCGCCGCAAACACUGAUGUACGUGCCGUCGUCGGCGACUCAAGCACCAUCGCUUGCCCAUGAUCCUACUCGCAUGACCACGCUCGAGGGCAACAUCACAACUCUUCAAAACACGGUUGACCUAAUGGCCGCUAAUAUAGCCGAGAUGAUGGCCUUGCUCAAGGGGCCAAAUUGCGCGUCUUCGAGCUCCAUCCCGCCUCUCGCACGCGGGCCAACUGUCGACCCCGCUCCUUGGGUCCCGCCAACCCAUGCAUCAGAGGGCGACAUAGCAGCCGCCCCUGCGCCAGCAAUUAUCCCAGUGCCCGCUCCUCAUCCGAAGCACGGGCCGGCAAUUCACCCGGUCGACUUCGGCCAUCCUCAGUCCACCAUUCCAGCAACCGUCUCACUUCCGCCCAUGACGAUUCCUGCACCAAAUCCGAUCAUGUUCGCACCACCUCCCGUGUCUGUGCCAGCUCCAGCUACCGUUUAUACUGCUCCUCCGCCGAUGGGCUUCCCGGCAUCGAGCACCCCUGUUCCUACUCACACAACUGAGCAUUUCCCUUACCAAGCUUCACAACCCCAUAUUAGCCUCCCCUACUAA
Molecule: messenger RNA, 621 nt
Organism: Punica granatum (pomegranate)
Lineage: Eukaryota; Viridiplantae; Streptophyta; Magnoliopsida; Myrtales; Lythraceae
Source: RefSeq, a predicted model, not a curated record